GCGUGCGAGAUGUCAACUCUUCAGACGGGGAACAGUCGCCAUAUCGUACCGCAUGCACGAGCGUCGAGCGAGCGAGCGAGCGAGCGAGCGAGAGAGAGAGAGACAGAGAGAUCUUUAAAUUCACGAAAAGUUGGGAAUAUGAAGCGGCAGAUCUGGGUGAGAGAGAGAAAUAGAGAAAGAUACGGGAGCACCAAGUGUAAUGCCGUCAGCGGGGAUUUAGAUAGAGAACGGAUACAGUAGCACUGAGUGUAAUACGCUCAGCUGUUAAGUUUCACGCGACUUGUGGGGCCCGCAGUCCAGCGUGUACAUAUCGCGGACUCCAUCUUCAACUUGUGUUUGCUUCAAAGCGCGCUCCUAUACUGAGCCGGAUCUAAUCGCGGCGUCUUGUUGAAGAAGAGCUAGUAGCAGUGCCAAUGGAUGGAGAUGGUGGCUAUGGUGUAAGGGAGCUGGCUAUGGUGAUGGGGAUCUCGCGAAGGGUGCUGCAUGGAAGUCAAGCGACCGAGCACGAGGAUGUCGGGGUGGAUGUUGGCCAUGGCCAGGAGGAAGGAAGUUCCACGGAUCAUAACAGCAGUCGCGAUUUGCGGAUUGCGGCGAUGUUUAUCAUCAUGUCUGCUUCGACGCUGGGGUUCCUGAUUCCUGUAAUAUUGACGAAGUGGAAACGGAUUCAGUUUUCUCUUGAAAGCAGGGUGCUGCUGGUCGGCAAGGCCUUCUCGGCUGGUGUAGUUGUCGCAACCGCGCUCGUGCACAUGUUCCCCGAAGCUUUAUCCAGCUUUGAGUCCGAUAGAUUGGCUGAGCAUCCUUGGCAGAAGUUCCCAUGGGCGGGGGCCACGACAACACUGGCAGCUCUCGUCACGCAUGUAUUCGACUUCAUGGCGACGACUCACAUACAGCGGAAGCAUGGUAUGAAGCUGGAGGAGGUCACCUCAUCUACGGCACUGACAGCUUCUGGAGCAGGGGCAAUGUUAGCCGUCACCGCAAUGGGUAAGACCCCCGGCGCUGAAGGAAAAGGUGAUGUUGUCGUUGAUUGCCACGAGCACCAGCAUCAAAAUUGCGAGAAGUUAACGCGCAACAUCGUUGUCGCUGAGAUUUUGGAGUAUGGGAUUGCUAGCCACUCCGUACUCAUUGGGAUUACAUUAGGCGUGUUGACAGACCGCAGUGAGAUCCGGCCACUUCUCAUUGCUCUAGUGUUCCAUCAAUUCUUUGAAGGUAUUGCGCUCGGUGCCUGCGGGGUUCAGGCCCGCUUCAAGAACCUCAGUUUGGUCGUCAUGUGUCUUUUUUUCAGCCUCAGCACGGCCUCCGGUAUCCUGAUUGGAAUCCUGAUCUCCAAGUCCUACGAGGAGGAGUCCACCGCGGCACUACUCGUUCACGGGUUCUUUGAUUCGUUUUCCGCAGGGAUUUUGCUCUACAAUGGACUCGUGAGUCUCAUCGCAAACGACUUCUUUAGCGACCGGAUGAAAGCAGACCAUAUCCUGCAAGUCAUGGCAUAUAUUGCACUCUUCGCAGGUGGCACAGCUAUGUCAGUCAUAGGGAUGUGGGCCUAGACAGUCACUUCACCACCUUAUACUGUGUGUACUAACCUUAUCACGACCAACCAACCAACCAUUUGUAAGGCCGUUAUUCUUAUUACCAUUCAUCCGAAUAUUGUUCUUAUUACCAUUCGUCCGAAUACCCUCCCCCUUUUUUUUUCAACCUUUAAUAGUUUUGGCGUACUAGUUGUGAGUUGAUAUGUGGGCAUGUGAGGGGCCUUAUUUUCUAAAAUUUUGGGACAAAGCUCCAAUGAUCCAAUCUAUUUGUGGGGAGCAGCACGUGCUGGGAACCAGGCCCAGCAUCGCAUAUGAAAUUUCAUACACAAAAGUUUGAGGUAUCCGGGCCACAACCUGGCUACGGCUUAGAAAAC
This is a messenger RNA of Chara braunii, 1897 nucleotides long. NCBI's taxonomy places the organism in Eukaryota, Viridiplantae, Streptophyta, Charophyceae, Charales, Characeae. The record is from the annotation of a GenBank genome assembly.